AAUCCAAUUGGUGAAAACAGAAUUGUUUACUGAUUAUCAUCGCCUGAUUGUGUUUAGAGAAAAAAUACAGUACUUAUAUACAAAAAAGUUUUUAUUGUAGAAGCUAGAAUGAUAUUAUUAAGCAAUAUGUUGUUUGGCAUUACAUAACUGGCAAAAUUCGUGAGUCUGCGCUGUGUGGGUAGUUUGUAGGAAAGUUUGCCAAGAUUCCCCUGUCUCUCUGUACAUAACAAUAGCCCCACUUAGCUCAAUAAACCUGUCAUGGUGCGUCACGACGCCAUAAUUAAAUCAGAAAUUAUGGCAAAUCGCUCAUAGGCCAGCGCCCUCUCCUUAAGCCUCACUCCCCUUAAACCUGGCAGUAGUUUGAGCGAGUUUACGCAGCGCCGUCGCUGCGACGCCCCCGACGCCUUCCAAACCAUCGCAUUUUCGAAUGGCGCGCAAUUGAAAUCCUCAAUCGGGAAAAUGAUAUCAGAUCGCGUUUUUGUGAUCUAGCGAUUCGAAAUUGGGUGACGUCGCGAUGUUUUAUCGACGAAUAAAACGAAUCCUGCCAGUAGUGUUUGCGCUGCGUCGACACCACUUGGCGUUUUUGGUUUGUGCAGCCGCGAACGAGGUUAGUGGUGAUCGCGGCGAUCUUGUCAAGUGCACGGCCAAGAAUCAGUUUGUGAACUUCGUAAAUAUGCGGAAAGGGGCUGAGGGGUUCAAGAUUGAGGCCUCCGAUGGCUUGCUGUUGUACUAUGAUCAGUUCUCGUUUUAUUCCCAAAAGGUGGUUAUGGCCCUUCAUGAGAAGAACCUCGCCUUCGAUAGCAAAAUAGUAAAUUUGAUCAAAAACGAACAAUAUCAACCUUGGUUCCUCUUCUUGAAUCCUAGAGGGGAAGUCCCUGUCCUCCAGGACACCGGCAAGAUCAUUCCCGACUCGGCGCGGAUUGUCGACUACUUGGAGGACAAUUUCAGUAAUGGAGACACUCCCAGACUUAUCCCCAUGGAUCAGGGGGCUGAAGUUAGYCAGAGAGUCACUCAUUUCAGACAUAUCCUYCAGAAAGCGCCUGCAGGAAUGCUAACCACCGGCGCAAUCCUCAACCAACACCUUUUAAGAAAUCCAAAAAGUCCGUUUUUCGCACCGAUUCGGAAGGCGCUUGCGAAUGCUGAAAAGAACAGUGGGAAACAUUUGAGGGAGUAUGCAGAAAAAAAUCCAGAGGCCAAAGAAGUGCUGUUGAAGAAAGCGAGCGUUCGGGAGGAACAGUACAAACAACUGUCUGUCGAGAAGAAUUUUAGAGAUGUUCUAAAUCAAGUGCAUACGAUUUUAGAUGAAAUUGAAGCGGAAUUGGAGAAACACAAGGGUGAUAAGGAAGACUGGUGGRUMUGUUCUGAUAGAUUUACAAUAGCAGAUGUUGAGUUGACGAUUUUAUUAAUAAGGAUCAGUCAGUUAGGCCUUGAACACAUCUUUUGGAGUUCGGGAAAGAGGCCUUGUAUUGAAAAAUACUACGAAAGGGUUAAGACAAGGGAUUCGUUUAAGAAGACAGUUCCAGGGACCUUAGUGUUGCUAAAAACAAUACUCAUGUCACAAGCACCGCUCGUUAUCGGUGUAGUGGCUGCUGUGGCGUUGGUCGUUGGAGGGGCUAUCAUCGUAAAAAAAUAUAUUGCUUAGAUAAAUAGUGAUGCGCGUAUUUUUAAGUUUCUGUUAAUAGGCGGUACCAAAUAUUUUUAUAUUGAGAGGUAGUCGCGGUUGAUUUAUUCUAUUUCCGAAAAUAAAUAUUUCAUUGAAACGA
Molecule: messenger RNA, 1763 nt
Organism: Tribolium madens (black flour beetle)
Lineage: Eukaryota; Metazoa; Arthropoda; Insecta; Coleoptera; Tenebrionidae
Gene: Gdap1
Product: ganglioside-induced differentiation-associated protein 1
Exons: 4
Coding region: 515-1642 (375 amino acids)
Biological process (GO): mitochondrial fusion; mitochondrial fission
Cellular component (GO): mitochondrial outer membrane
Source: RefSeq, a predicted model, not a curated record